Messenger RNA from Daldinia vernicosa, 2018 nucleotides. RefSeq lists its product as uncharacterized. The coding region runs from base 145 to 1941 and encodes 598 amino acids. The transcript has a single exon. NCBI's taxonomy places the organism in Eukaryota, Fungi, Ascomycota, Sordariomycetes, Xylariales, Hypoxylaceae. The record is from RefSeq and is a predicted model, not a curated record. Gene Ontology annotation, cellular component: nucleus. Gene Ontology annotation, molecular function: transcription coregulator activity; RNA polymerase binding.
CUUCACCUCGGUGACCUUUAAGCUUAAAACUUCAUUUCCUUUCGCAAAGACUUGGUCAAAAUACAUUUUACAUCCGUCAGUGUUUAUAAGAGCCACCUUUUGCGACAUCGAAUUUCCCUCCCUACCUCGUUAACUCUCUAUAAUAUGUUGAAAUCCACAUAUAAGCCCUCGUCGAACCCGCCGCCACUACCUUUACUUCCCGGUUGGACAGAGCACAAAGCUCCCACGGGCCAUACUUUUUACCACAACGCGGCCACGGGGGAAUCCACGUAUGAUCGUCAAAAGGCGUCGUUUCUACCUACUACUACUGCUACUUCUAUUUCACAACCUUCACCUCCUCCUCCACAGGGCCCUCACGCCAACUUCCUCCAGUAUUCCACCGUUCCUCAACUUUCCGAUCCCGCGACUGCCAAUGCCUUCCUUGCUCAGUACGACCCAGCACACCAACGUCAUGCGCAGCAGCAACAGCAUGGCGGCCGUGGCGGCCACCGCGGUCAUCAUGAAGGAAAAGAUCGUCCCCGCCCUCAGCCGGCAGACAAGCCAAAAUCCAAAGUUGCCAUACCGGGCUGUGAGCCAUGGUUGCUAGUGUACACCAAGUAUGGUCGGCGCUUCGCGUAUAAUCCCGUCAAAAAUGCGAGUUAUUGGCGGAUCCCCGACAAGGUCAUGAAGGGAGUAUUAGAACUAGACAUUAGAGGGAUUAAAGAGAAGGCCACAGGCACGCAAGUUGGGGGAGCGGAUGUUGGGACAUCUAUAUCCCCGUCCGCGGAACCGCAAACGAGAACCCCUACAACAAAAGACGCGGCGGGAGAAACCGAGGAUCAAGUAGAACUAGGUUCUGAUUAUGAAGAGGUUGAGGUCACAGAUGACGAAGGCGAAGAAGAGGAGAUCCGCGAAGCGAUGGAAGAUGAAGGCCAAGACAAUGAGCGCCCUCCGAAACGACAGCGCACGGAAGAGCCUAUCGAAGACCUACCGGUAGAAUUCAACGAGGACGAUAUCGCAUACCAGUUACAAGCGAUGGGAGAUGAGUACGGUCUAGAUCCGGGCGAGUACGACGACGGUAACCCGGACGCAUGGCCUGAAGGCGCUGAAGGUCUUCCCCUAUCUGAGACGGACGCGAGAGAGCUGUUCAAAGAUUUACUAAACGAUUAUGGUAUUAAUCCUUAUUCGUCAUGGGAAAAACUCAUUGAAGAGGGCCGCAUCAUUGAAGACGGACGGUACACGGUGCUUAAUACGAUGAAGGCACGUAAAGAUGCCUGGGAAGAGUGGAGUCGCGAACGAAUACAAAUUCUCAAAGAGCAGCGUGCGAAAGAGGAAAAGAAGGACCCCCGGAUCCCGUACUUGGCAUUUCUCCAGCAGAAAGCUACACCAAAGCUCUACUGGCCAGAAUUUCGGCGCAAGUACAAGAAGGAAGCACCCAUGCGUGACACCAACCUAAACGAUCGCGAUCGGGAGAAGUGGUAUCGUGAGCAUAUCAAUCGACUAAAAUUACCCCAAGAUACCCUCAAGAAAGAUCUAGCUGCGCUUUUACGCAGUAUCCCUCUCCGCUCGUUAAAUAACAAGACCCAUCUAGAAAACCUCCCUCCUCAAAUACUGGCUGACUUGCGCUACAUCAGCCUGGACCCGCAGACCCGGGACCCUUUAAUAGAGGCAUAUAUUCAGACGUUAGGACCGCCACCCGCAGGAGAUGAGGCCGACGACGAUGGCGAGGCGGCACGCAAGGCGAAAGAGGAACGGAGAAAGCGGGAGAAAGCACUUGAAGAACGAGAGCGCAUUGUUGCAGAAGAAAAGCAAAGGCAAAAGAAGCAACUAGAAUACGGAAAAGCAGCCCUACGAGAGGAGGAGCGGGAAUUAGAGAGAGCUAUGCACGUAGGAAAAAAGGGAUUGCAGAGUCAACUUUUAGCCGCGAAUAAGGCUGAUAAGGCUGAUAAUGCUGCUGGGUAAUUGAGCACCUUAGGUACUUAAUAAAUAUACCCAAACUACCACAAGCAUGAUUCACAAUCUCACCCUCAGUAUGAAAU